Molecule: messenger RNA, 1880 nt
Organism: Dacryopinax primogenitus
Lineage: Eukaryota; Fungi; Basidiomycota; Dacrymycetes; Dacrymycetales; Dacrymycetaceae
Product: vWA-like protein
Exons: 8
Coding region: 77-1648 (523 amino acids)
Biological process (GO): peptidyl-threonine phosphorylation
Cellular component (GO): cytoplasm
Molecular function (GO): protein serine/threonine kinase activity
Source: RefSeq, a predicted model, not a curated record
GCCCCAUCCACCUUCACUAACUGCCUUCCACUGGUCGGCAUCACGCUGCUGACAGUAUUGUUCGACUCACACCACGAUGGCCACUCUUGAGCAUGCAGGAUACGUCCCUGUUGAUUUAGGAUACGGCGCUCCUUCUGCAUCGUACCCCACCGCCCCUCCGGAUGGUGACUCGAUGGACGGGGACCGUGAUAUGGAUAUGGCAACAGCUAUGGACGGACUUGACAUCGAGGAGCCUAUGGUUGCAUCUUCAGCAUAUGCUGCUAGCUCAACAGGACCAGUCCCCAUGAAUCCCGAGAACGGGCUACCGAGGAAGAUGCUUGACCUUGUUUUUAUACAAGAUGCUACAGGAUCUCAAGGGUCAUAUAUAUCGCAUGCGACAGAGAAUAUCGAGGAGAUUUGCAACACCAUUGCCAACACCGGCAAACUGGUACGACCAGAGGACCUUCGGCUGGGGCUCAUCGCCUUCCGAGACCACCCUCCGCAGGACAACACAUUCAUUACUAAGAAGUUCCCCUUCACGAGCGAUGUUGCGGAGAUGAAGGCGAAUUUGAAGACUCUGUAUGCCAGCGGUGGAGGCGAUGGUCCUGAGGCAGUGACCGCUGCGCUCUACGACGCCCUUAACAUGGACUGGAGACCAGAGGCGAGGAGGAUGGUCGUCCUGAUUGCUGACGCCCCUCCACAUGGCCUUGGAGAAUACGGCGAUGGAUUUGACAGCGGCUCACCGGAUGGUCAUGAUCCCAUCCAGAUAGUACGGGAAAUGGCAACUAGGGGGAUCACACUGUUCUUUGUUGCUUGCGAACCUGCCCUGAGCGGAUACCUUUAUGCUAACGAAUUCUACCAUGCCAUGACGUCCCUCACCGGUGGUACCGUUCUUCCUCUGACAACCUCCUCUCUGCUGUCCCAUGCGAUUAUUGGAAGCGUACUGGAGAACCUGGAUAUGGAAGAUCUGAUCCGGGAAGUUGGUCAGCAUGUUGCCAAUCGUGUCUUGGGUGGCGACGAUGUCGACGAUAUUGCCCGACAACUACACGAGCAUCUCAUGCUCCGGAAUGAGAACACCAAGAAGCUCAAGAUCGAGAGUAUAUAUCGGACUUCGGAAGAGUCCGCGCACAACAUUAAUGUGUGGCUGCAAGCAUCGGAUCUCGCAUCGGCGCGACCACUUUUGAAGAAGGUCACUGGCUCGCGGUUCACGGAUAAAUACCAGGCAUCAAAGUACAGCACCACCAAGGGUGGUAUAUACCACUACUCCUCAUCCGCCUCUUCAUUUUCUCCUUAUGCUCCUACCCUUCCACCACGCGGGGGCGUUAUUCCUACCGAACCCACGAUGGUCACCCCGCCCAUGACACCGAUCCGUGGCCCGACUUCCUCUCCUCCGUCCUCUAACAAGUUUGGCGAUUUCGCAGCGUUCUCUGCCCCAAAGACGACCUUGUCCACGAGUCCGUUUGGUGUCUCCGGAGGUAUAACGAGAAAAUCUUUCGAUAUGCGUGACGGUAGUGGCAUUGGCAGAGCACUCGACGACGACGACGAUGACGACGAUGACCGUGACCUCGGUAGGAAAGUUCCAGGAAUGUCUUUCGAAGAAGACUCUAUUUCGUAUGAUCAGGUUCGGAGGAUCGUAAUCGCGAGCACGUUCCGGGGGAUGCGCACUUGAUACCCUUCAUUGGCAUGCAACACUCAGUCUAACAUAAACUCAGUAAACUCAACAGCAACGAUCCAGUAUAACUAGCGACCCCAUUCUAUCUCUCCAUCCUUCAGCUUGCUCUCGUCUGUGAUACCCUUGCCCACGUCCCCGAUAGUGCAGUUCGGUUCAUGUCCCACGUCCUUUCUUUCUGUCCACCCGCGUCUUCUGACGUGGGGAUCAAUAUUCUAUGUACGUAUGCAAG